CGUCAUUCAUUUCUUUAUAACUUAAAUUUCCGGCACCAGCUUGUAACAGCCAACCUUUCCAACCAGGGUGACUUUGUUUGCUUGACUUUUCUUUUAAGUUGUUCCUUGUUUGAACAGUAAUGCUUGUACAAACAGGAAACUGUUUGGAAACUCCUCUCGAUACGAGACCCAAGGUCAUUCAAACAAACAGCAUUCUUCCAGGCUUCUCCGAGACAUAAAAUCCUUUAUGACACAGUUACUGCUGAUCUUGUGGGCUCAUUCUUGUUACGGCAAACCAGUGAAGUAAAGUGGUUUUUGAUAGCGCUGUGUCUCAUAUAUCGGACGUCUGAAACCUCUUAAUGUUCUCAGCAGGGAAGUGCAUUACUGCUAAAAAUAUUCCUAAAAACAAAUGCAAUGCCUCUGUUGUCCGACUUGGCUUAUCUGACAUUUGAUCAGGUUUCUUUAUGAAGUUAUUAUUUGAUUGGUGGUAUGUGUCCAAAAUGUAUUGGCAUAAAACAGUCUGUCUUUUUCUUGGGUGCAAGAAAAAGACAGACUGUUCAGCUGGCUGAACACAAAGGGGACAUUUGCCUCCCUGUGGUCCCAUUUAUGGUCUGAAAGAUUGGGUUUGUGUGUUUUAUGAUCUUCAGAAUGUUUUAUGGCCACUGAGGGUGUUUACGCAUGGAGAGAGAGAGAGAGAGAGGGUCAGAGGGGUGAAAUCAAUACUGAUCCUUAAUGAGGUUGUCUAUAAGGAAGCGGAAACGUGGCUGACAAAGGCUUAUUACUAAUACUACUAAUAAAGUUAAUACAUUCAUCUUCUACUAGCGCUAAAAGUUUUUCGGGGUAACGUCACGUUAAGUGGGCAAGAGCUAAUCCAAGCUAACAUGGGUCAAGUGCGUGGCCCACGCCAGUCCUUCACAAAGCCUCAUGAAAAGAGAGCAAACACUGUUCACUCACACUCAAAAUUCAAUUUAGAGUAAACAGUCGAGCUCGACCAGAAUAUCUGAAGUAAACAAUGAACAGGCAUAAAAAGAUCAUAAGUUAGCCAGAGAAUCAAACCAGUGAUUCAUGACGUAAAAAUAAUUUUUAAAAAAUACAAUUUUGAAAACUUCUGUUGUGUCUACCUUGUCAAAGUGGAUAGAAACAUGUUAAUCACUGAAGUGUAUUGCCGCUCUGCAGGCCCAGUCGCCUGCUGGGUCCGACCUGGAACACGCUGUGACACACUGCUGCCACAGAUCUUGUCAGAAUGUACUGUGUGAUUAGAACAUUACAUACGCAUGAUUAUCAAGAGGAACAGGAAAUGCAGACUAAUUGAGCUGCCACCACAACACGUAAUGAAAUUCUCUGUUGUUGUUUUUUCCAAACAGUUCUCUGUAACCAAGCUGGAAUCAGGGUUAUGUAACGACUUUCUACUGCGGCUAAUAAUGGGCUACAUUGGGGAAAAGAACUAGUUUUAUGUGGCUUAAUUUUUUUUUUAUUAGGAAGAGUUGAAAUGGGAUUUUUAAGGAUUAGCAUAUUCUGUGAAAUAAACAAUUUCCCAGGCAAUGGUUGAUGGCAAGUGAAUUUCUAUUUCUGAGGUUUGUUUGUUUGUGUGUUUGUUUUGUCAGGCUGUGAUGGGGGUUUUUGUAGCUGUGCUUGGACAGCUGUCUCUACAAGGAGUGAUGAUACUGUAUUUGUCAGCUUCAACCAUUCAGAGCAAAAGGACAAGAACAAGAAGGGUUUCUCCAUGACUUGCUCUCUGUGCUCUUCGUAUCACCUCACCUCCCUAAAGAGGCCUGUAACCAAUGGCAACGUCAGUCCAAACUCUUCCUCUGACCCGUGGGCCCAACAAAAACUUCCGUAACCCCUUCACGGCCCCGUCCCUCUCCUCUCGUUGUGGCAUGGGAAGCGUGGGCAGUCUGGUGGAGCGACCAGAUGUGUCUCCAUCCAAAGGCAACCGUGCGGUCCCUCAAGUGAGACCGAAGCAGACCAACGGCCUGAGGAAAGGCUUCACGCAGAGAGAGCUGCUGAACUACCUCAACAUCACCAGAAAAGAGCCUAAAUCACACCCGGGCGGUGACGGCAGAAAGGACAUCACAUCCGCCAGUGGACGUGAUGUGGACAACAUCUAUGCCAAGGUCUACCACAAGGAUGGCACUGAAAUAGAUCUGACAAAGAACUCUCUGCCAAGUGGAAGCAAAUAUGAAAAGGUUCGAUUCAGAUCCUCAGCCUUCAAGCCGGUCCCGCCAAAAAACUUCAGUUCUAUGCAGAACCUCUAUCCAUCAUACAAGUCAGAGGACGUGGAGCACGGCUUUUCCAACGGGCUGCACAGAGCGUUUGCUCACGUUCCCAAAGCUGUUUCCACGUCUUCUUCUUCCUCCUCGCCCUCUCGUCCUGGAGGACAGACAACAAACGCUAAUAAGCUGCAGGCUCUGUCCUCUGUGCGUGGGACGAGCCAGGAAGACGACAACCUGUCAGACUCCGGUCACAACUCCAUGAGCAGCCUGCCGCCGUACCGCUCACACUUCCGCCCACACCUGGCUCACAUCAGUGCAUCUAUGGGCCACAUCAACACCAUAGGAUCCGUAGACCGCAGCUCACCGUGCCUGAAGGUUGUAGGGUCAGAGGGUGUGGCCAUUGGGGAGGUGGCGUGUCGGAGCAUGGCGUCCCUGAACCGUCUGGCUCCAUAUGGAGGGGAGGCUCCACCUCCUUAUGAAUGGACUCUCUCCUUGUCCGUGGAGGAAGUGGUUCGUGAUUUGGAGGAGCGUCUGGUGGAGAAGGAACAUGAGCUGAAACAGAUGAAAAGAAACCUGGACGAGAGCGAGGGCGCCAUCGUUCAGGUGUUUGAAGGGAAACAGCGGCUGUGGGAGAAGGAGGUGGAGGAGCUCAAGUGCCUUUAUGCUGCCAAGCUGCGCCAGGUUUCCCAGCAUGCCCAGCGAUCCCAUCGCAGCAUGCAGUUGCAGUUGUUCAAAGCCCAGCAGGAGAAGAAUCGACUGCACGAGGAGCUGGACAAUCUGAAAAAGCAGAGGAGCCAAGAACCUGAAGCUGUAGUCAAAAGAACCAGCCCGACCCUGGAGGAGACACAGUGGGAGGUUUGCCAAAAGUCGGGGGAGAUCUCUUUGCUGAAACAGCAGCUGAGAGACUCCCAGACUGAGGUGACGCAGAAGCUCAGUGAGAUCUUUCAGCUGAAGACGCAGCUCAGGGAGACUCGAGUGGAGGUGAGCAGCAGAGAGACACAGAUUGAAGCACUGAAGCAGAUCCUGCAGGGGACGCAGCGUCACAGGUCGUCCUCUCAGAGUGGACAGGAAGAUGGAAAAGGAGCCGAAGACGUUACGCCCUGUGGGGCAACAGGAGGCUGUGGGGGGCCCACGGAGGAGCGUUUGCGUGCAGAGCUCCUGCUGGAGAGACGCCAGAGCGAGGCCCAAGCCAUGGCUUUCGAGGAGGAGAGGCUGACAUGGCAGACGGAGAAAGACAAGGUCAUCCGCUACCAGAAGGAGCUGCAGGCCAGCUAUGUAGACAUGUACCGUCGCAAUGAACUCCUAGAGAAGGAACUGCAGCAGCUGAGGGCAGGCAGAGAGCAAGGAGCAACAUCAGAUGGAGGAGGAGGAGGAGGAGGAGCAGGGAGCAGAAACGGGACACUGGAAAGGGAAGUGCCAGAGUUGAGAAGUCACAGAGUGAGAGAAAAACCCGAGGACAGACUUUCGUCAGAUUUGCCAUGGAUAGAGAGGAUCGAAUCAUCUGAAAUUUGAAUGUGUCCAGUUUGUUCCUGAUGUGAUGGAAGAGCAUGUGUGUGAAGAGAAGAAGAAGAAAUCAAUGUCUUACUGGGGUAAAGGACUUACUAAGUUAGACAGGCAGGAUCAACAACAAUACAGUACCUAUUCUGACUCCCCCACAGAGGGCGCUGUGAAACAUAGCUGCAUUGUGUUCUCUAUUGUGGCCCCAGAGUAGACCCCCACCACCUGAAGAACAUGGAAUCAUAUCUAUGACCUUUAUUUUUGCCUCAGCCUAACUUUGUGUAGUGUUUCGCACCGGUGCCAAUUUACAGAUUUAAGUUUUAUUGCAUUUUGUG
Cynoglossus semilaevis (tongue sole) is the source of this 4024-nucleotide messenger RNA. RefSeq names its product NEDD4 binding protein 3 (gene n4bp3). Lineage: Eukaryota; Metazoa; Chordata; Actinopteri; Pleuronectiformes; Cynoglossidae. The transcript has 10 exons. The record is from RefSeq and is a predicted model, not a curated record. Gene Ontology annotation, cellular component: cytoplasmic vesicle. The coding region runs from base 1761 to 3704 and encodes 647 amino acids.